AUGCCAGACUCAACCCUCUACCUCUACACUUCCCUGACCGCGGGGUCAUCGCACAUCAUCACCGCGACCUCCCGAAUUGAGACAAUCCUCAAAGCGAACAAACUGCCCUUCCGCGCCAUUGAUGUUGCCACCGAUGAAGCUGCCCGGAAGCUCUGGGGCCGACGCUCCAAGGGCAAGAAGCUUCCAGGGCUGGUGAAAUACGGCGAUAUUGUGGGAGAUCUAGAAGAAGUCGAAGAAUGGAACGAGUUUGGCGAAUUACGUAUGGUAGUAAAUAGCGUGCAGGACCUAGGGGGCAUGCCCGCCACCAGCUAUCCUGCCCCAGCCGCGACCGAGACCAAAACCCAGCCGACACCCGCCACCCCCAAACCCUCCACAAUCACAAUCCAAACCCCUGCCGUUACCAAGCCCGAAGACAAGAAGGAUGAUACGGCCGUUCUGGCGCUGCGCCAGGCCAGCUCGGAGGCUGCCACCAAGGCGAAGGCCAAGACAGAUGAUAAGAAAGAGCCGAAAGAACAGGCUGCAGAGGUACCUGUUGCCAGCCAUACGCACCGUGGCUCGGUGGCCCCCGAAUUGCCCGACACCGCUCCCGAUUCACCAAAGUCUACGAAACGCCCGGCCCUAGUUCCCGAACAAGCGGCCGUAUCAUCGGCAAACUUCCACGCGGAUAAUGCGGAGGUGCUGGGAUUGGUUGAGCACCAUCGCUCAUCCAGGGUGACUACGCUUGAGAACGCGGAUCAAGACAAGGCGGUACAUGAAAUCAGACAGUCCAUUUCUGCGGAGCCUACGGGCAACCUUGAUGCUCUGCGCAAGGAGGCCGCAGAGAAGGCGAAGUCCGAGCCGAUUGAGGAGGCGCCGAGUCCGAUCGUUGAUGUGGCCGUGGAGAAUAAGGAAGAGCUUAUGGAACCCAAUGAACCUAAGGGCAAUGCUAUCGCUGAAAUGAUUGCGACGGCUGUUGUGCCUCAAGCACUCAAGCCGGAGCCUAAAAGGAGGAGGCCAAGAAGACGGAAGAUGUGA
Molecule: messenger RNA, 1014 nt
Organism: Penicillium hordei
Lineage: Eukaryota; Fungi; Ascomycota; Eurotiomycetes; Eurotiales; Aspergillaceae
Exons: 2
Coding region: 1-1014 (337 amino acids)
Cellular component (GO): cytoplasm
Source: RefSeq, a predicted model, not a curated record